Messenger RNA from Erythranthe guttata (spotted monkey flower), 822 nucleotides. RefSeq names its product cytochrome b-c1 complex subunit 7. Lineage: Eukaryota; Viridiplantae; Streptophyta; Magnoliopsida; Lamiales; Phrymaceae. Gene Ontology annotation, biological process: mitochondrial electron transport, ubiquinol to cytochrome c. Gene Ontology annotation, cellular component: respiratory chain complex III. The record is from RefSeq and is a predicted model, not a curated record.
CAUUAACGUAGAAUAUAGAAAUCACCAGAAGAAGAAAAAAAAUAGAGUGAGAAAUGGCGACGGCAAUCUCCAAAUGGAUCGUUGACCCGAAGCGCAACCCGCUCGCUGCAUACCACAUGAAAACCCUAUCCGGUCGACUCAGCAAAUACGGGCUUAGGUACGACGAUUUGUACGAUCCGAUGUACGAGCUGGAUGUGAAGGAGGCGAUGAAUCGGCUGCCGAGGGAGAUUGUGGAUGCGAGGAAUCAGCGGCUCAAGCGCGCCAUGGAUCUCUCCAUGAAGCAUCAGUACCUUCCAGAUGAUCUUCAGCGUAUGCAAACACCAUUUAGGAGCUACCUCCAGGAAAUGCUAGCUUUUGUUAAGAGAGAGCAAGCUGAGCGUGAAGCGCUUGGUGCUUUACCACUUUAUCAACGCACCUUUCCUUAAGCGGAUUGAUUUAUGUGUCGGGGCGGCCUAUUAUUGAACAUACAUCUCAUAUGGAAGCUUUCCACCAAUUGAUAUCUGGGAUUUGAAUUAUGUCAUCUCAGAAGCCUUUUCAUUCCACCAUUCAUCUACAUGCACUAAUAUGGAUGGUGCGAUUGUGCGUUUUGUCUCAACGAAUUAUAUCAAAUUCCCGGUAGUACUUAACCUUGUCUAGCAUGCGAAAAACAUCUGUAUACAAUGCUAGAUAUAAUAUUUACGACGAGUAAAGUUAUAUGUCUUCAAGUUCCAAACCAAUUAUUUCAAUUUUUGGCUUAAUUGUAUCCUAAUAAAAAAAUUACAAACUCCUCGGACAAACUUAUCUGUAUUCAGAAACUUACUGCUCUUAGUUAUUUGCUUUUAG